UACUUUCUCUCAGAAUUGAAUAGUUUCUUUUUCUCUUUAUUUCCAAGAAAGCCACUUAUUUAUUUUGGUUGAACCCAUUUGUUCCUGUGUUUGUGUGGUGUGGGAACGGUAGAUUUGGGAAGUUACAUGUUUGUAAAUAUGCUGAAUUUUUUCUGAUUUACAGUACUGACAAAUCGUAAAAAUAACUUACACAUUGCCGGUAAUUUAUAGGCUGACUCCAAUAUUUUUAGAUGCAAUAAAAUUGAAAUAGACUAUUUUUAACACAACGAAAAAUAAAUGUAGAAACUAUAACUGAAUAGAUAACUAAAUACAUAUUUAUGUUGUCAUGUGAGGGUUUGGGGGGACUUGGAGUCAUGAUCUCAGUAUUUCUACAGUCCGGGGUACGUACGGUCCUGAUAAACACACAUGAAUCAUCAUCAUUACACCGGGGACCUCCUGGAAACCCUUCAACGACCCUUGGGGCACCUUGGACACCACCUUGGGAACUAUUAAUGAUCUGCUGCUCCCUCGCCAGGCGGGGCCAUGACAGACAGGUGGCGCUGGUUCACUGGCGCUGAUGGGUCGGCCAGUCGGAAGGAGCAGAAGUUUGUUCUGCGUUGUGUUUUUACGCAGGCGCAGAUCGCACUGUUUGUCCAGUUUCGUUGGUUGACUUUUACCUGUGAGGUAGACUAGUUUCGGUUCGCCGGUGGGAAUAAGCAACAACAACCACCGGGGUCCGGUCCCGAGGUGACAAGACUUUCCUCCUCCCUCCCUGGCGCCGUGUGACUCAGGGGCUCACUGCGGAGCGACAGACGGGAUUUCUCCGGAAUUUUAGAGUCGGUGCGCAACAGCGAGCAAAGCAGGAGGCAGGUGCACGGGAGAGGAGGACAGGACAGGAGGAGGUGGAGGGCUUCUUGUAUUUCCGUGAGAGAGUCCUGUCGUUCACACCGGGCCGAAUGAUUGGAAAUCAACUGGUUGGCGCCUCGGUGGUCGAUCUGUGUUAGUUUCAUUAGUAUGCGGCAGGAGUCCCCCCGCUGCUGCCGACAUCCAGCCUGAGGACUGAUCGGCAGCCCUGAAGUCUCCGUGCCUGCUAAGUGACUCCUGGCCCCGGGGAGGACGAGGAGGAGGCGGCGGCAGCAGAAGCAGGACCCCGGCUGCACCGACUGUUGUGUGGAACAGUUUUCACGGACGCAGCACCGACCUCCUCGCCUUGUGGAUCAGGAAGAUGAUGGGCUUUCUGCGCCGGACGUUCAGCCGCCGCUCCCGGAGCCGCUUCCAGACGAGAGAGGGGGACGAACGGGACGGGAAAGGGGGAGGAGAAGGAGGGGGAGGAGGAGCAGGAGGGGUGACCGGGAACCCCCUGCUCCUGGCCCAUCAGCAGCAGGUCGUACACGCGCCCGCCGUGGUCACCGGGGGAGCGUCGAUUCACAUCCCAGCAGCCGGGGCGGCGAGGACCACCAUCACCUGCCGCGUCCUGCUGCUGGACGGCUCGGAUGUCAAUGUGGAUUUGCCUAGUAAGUCCAAAGGCCAGGACCUUUUUGACCAGAUCAUGUAUCACAUAGAUCUGGUUGAGACAGACUACUUUGGAUUGCAGUACAUGGACACAGAACAAGUCUCACACUGGCUGGAUAUGUCAAAGCUUAUAAAGAAACAGAUCCGAGACAGGCCUCCAUACAGACUGUUCUUCAGAGUGAAAUUUUACUCUUCAGAGCCAAAUAACCUGCGUGAGGAAUUUACAAGGUAUCUGUUUGUGUUGCAGCUUCGACAAGAUAUUCUGUCUGGCAAAUUGAAAUGUCCGUAUGAUGUCUCAGUAGAGCUCGCGGCAUAUUGUUUACAAAGUGAGCUGGGAGACUGCGAUCCCUUGGAUCACUCUCCUGUGCUGGUGUCUGAGUUUCGUUUUAGUCCCAAACAAAGCGAGGCCAUGGAGGCGGACAUCUUCGGCAGGUGGUUGGAGCUCAGGGGAAAGAGCCCGUCUCAAGCAGAGAUUUCUUUUCUCAACAAAUGCAAGUGGCUGGAACUUUACGGAGUAGAUAUGCACUUUGUCAAGGGUAGAGAUGGAGGAGAAUAUGCACUAGGUCUCACUCCUACAGGCAUCUUAGUAUUUGAAGGCUCCAACAAAAUCGGCCUCUUCUUUUGGCCCAAAAUCACUCGGCUGGACUUUAGAAAGAGUCGUCUCACGUUGGUCGUAGUGGAGGACGACGACCAGGGUCGGGAGCAGGAGCAUACGUUUUUGUUUCAGCUGGACAGUGCCAAGACCUGCAAACACCUGUGGAAGUGUGCCGUGGAGAGCCACGCCUUCUUCCGCCUACGUCAACCAACCACAGGCAAGGCCAGCCACAGCGACUUUACACGACUCGGGUCCCGCUUCAGAUUCAGUGGUAAGACGGAGUAUCAGGCCACUCACGGAGGCAGACUGAGGAGAGCCAGCACAUUCGAGAGAAGGCCAAGCAAGAGAUACCCCUCCCGCACACAGUCACUGGGCAAAGCUGCCAUUUCCCCAGCCAAGCCACAUAUCAGCUCUCAUGCCAGCCCUGAUCCCAGCCUUCAUCCACAUCUCUUCAAUCCGUCUCCUCCCCUCCAGUACCAGCACAACAUUCCCAUUGGUCACGAGCCGUGGCAUUCGCCCCACCCUGCUCUCACACCCCCAGUUUACCUGCAGUCGUCUGGACACACACCAUCACACAGUUUCCCUCUGAGUGGUCCUACUUCAGACCAUCAGUUCAGCAUCGAAGAGAAUGAGACUUUGUAUUCUGGCAAGAUCCACCACCAUCACCGUCGCCACACACAUAGCCAGGAGACGCUCUGCCACACACACACCAAGAACAAACGUCGAGCUCCUCCCUGCCCUGCAGAUGAGCUGGACAUCUCUCAGUCUCUGCUCAAAGCUCUGGAGUCAGACAGUGAUUCUCCCCCCUGGCCCUCGCUGCACGUCAACAUGGACAACAAGGGAGAGGAGAAGCAGCUGUCUGAAAAGUCUCUGCACCCUCCUGCCUCUCCGGCGAUGCUCCCUGACCACCUUAAGUGUAACAUCCUCAAGGCCCAGAUGGAGGCGGCUUUCAGGAAGGAAGCUCCAAUGACACCUAGAGGGAAGAACUCAAACGAGACCCUCAAUGACAGGUACCAGAGCUCGUCCCAAGACUCAGCUGCAUCCAGUCUGACUGCAGACAAGACGCCACAUCGGCAAGACCGCAACCCGACGCCGGAGAGGCUGCAGUCCAAAGCCAACACAAGCACCACCCGCAGAAAACGACUGGUCAGACAGUUCAGCUUUAACCAUGAAGAUGAAGAUAAUCUCCCAGAAGCACUUGCAGCCAUCUCUUCCGAGUGUACAGGAAAGGCAGGAUCUACCAGCUCAUUGGACAAACAGAUACAGCCGUCCAUAUACCCACAGGUGGAUAAUAUGCCAGCACUGGAGCUGGGUAGUCCAUGCUGUCCCUCUCCUUCGCCUUCUCCCCAUCUCUCCCCUUCCUACUACCGUAGCUCCAUUCCUCACCUGGUCCCUUACCUUGCUGUCCAUAACGACAGCGGAGAGGAAAUGAGGUUGGACAGAGAGAAGAUACUAAGAGCCCUCCUGAUGACAGAACUCUGAGACCUUGACCCUUGACCCCUGUGACAUCAUCGCCAGGCGCAGCAGACCUUAAGUGAGGAAAGUGGAAGCAGAAACAGAAGACCCAAAGUCGCUGGCUGCAAUCAACGUGUAUAUUUGCAUGAUGCGUUCAGCAGUUAUAAAUAUAUAUUUGCAUAAAGGCAAUUCUUAUUGCCUAACUCUUAUUUUAGAAGGACAGCUCUUUUUAUUCAUCAAAUGGAAACUGUAAAAACUAUAAGUGAGAUAAAACAAAAUGGACUCAAUGGCUAACUGACUGACACACACACACACACACACACACACACACACACACACAAACACACUACAGACGAGCUACAGAUGUGACUGGUGCUGCCUGCAUGAUAUUUAUGUUACAUGAUGAAAUAUUUAUCUGAUUUGUUUUAGGGUUAUGUUUAAGUUUUAUGUGAUUUCAUCAACACUGUGUCCAUGUUGAUGCCUAAACUGUGUUUCAGACGACUGUUGAAGCAUUGAUUUCUACUCUUUAAAAAACAGUGGCUGGAAAAUGAAAGUCAAUUCACUUUCAAGUCAGUUUGUUCAAAAUGUAAAUAGACAUUGUAAUUAAUAUGCUGAUAACACAGAAGGCAUUUUAAAUGCUUACAUCCUUAUUGUAUUUAUAAAAUGUCAGAUAACCAUUUUGACAUGCCAAAACAAUUGCAGCAUUUGAGAUUUAAGAAACUUCCUGAACAGAGGGAUUUGAAAGUGAAUUCUGACUUGCACUGCGAGGCUGAGCAGCUGCAGUCUCAAUCUGCCCACUAGAAGGAGACAAAUCUGCAGACACAGCUCCUGUGGCAGCUGAACACAUUGAUCCUGUGUUGCCAUGAGGAACAGAUCAUGGAUCACUUUGCUAUUGUAUACAUGCAGUUUGAGUUUUCAUCACAGAUCAAAUGCAAAACUGAUCUCAGAAGUCAUGUUCUUGGAAAUUAGCUAUAGUUUAAGCAUAACCCUGCUGCUCAACAACUUUAUUUCAGUCCUUGUUUUGUCACAACCACAUCUGAGGCAGCGUAUGAUCUGCCGCUGUACUGUGUAUGUUGAUUGUGUUGUUCCUGCCCACGGUUGGAUCUUAAUAAAGGCCACAUCAUCAGUUUUACAA
This is a messenger RNA of Siniperca chuatsi (mandarin fish), 4676 nucleotides long. RefSeq names its product erythrocyte membrane protein band 4.1 like 4B (gene epb41l4b). Gene Ontology annotation, molecular function: cytoskeletal protein binding. The transcript is spliced from 23 exons. The record is from RefSeq and is a predicted model, not a curated record. NCBI's taxonomy places the organism in Eukaryota, Metazoa, Chordata, Actinopteri, Centrarchiformes, Sinipercidae. Gene Ontology annotation, cellular component: cytoskeleton. Bases 1205 to 3568 code for a protein of 787 amino acids.